This is a messenger RNA of Numida meleagris (helmeted guineafowl), 4652 nucleotides long. Its product is annotated as prostatic acid phosphatase-like. NCBI's taxonomy places the organism in Eukaryota, Metazoa, Chordata, Aves, Galliformes, Numididae. The record is from RefSeq and is a predicted model, not a curated record. The coding region runs from base 252 to 1697 and encodes 481 amino acids. The transcript has 11 exons. Gene Ontology annotation, molecular function: acid phosphatase activity. Gene Ontology annotation, biological process: dephosphorylation; lysosome organization. Gene Ontology annotation, cellular component: lysosome; plasma membrane.
UUUUUGCAGACAGUUUAGGCUUAUCCUUGCUCCCAUGUAACGAAACAUUCUGCUUUUUAUUCCUGUUAAAGACCACAGCUAAAUGCAGGGGAAACUCCAGAGAUCCUUCAAAAAAUAACAGUUGUCAGCACCACUCCCUCUCACAAACUGUUCAAAUAAGACUGUGUGAGCACCGUUACAGCAAGACACAGCAUAUCUGCAGCAUUUUCACUUUUGUGAAGACUGAGUGGUACUAAAUCAUAGCUUACACAAUGGAACACCUAGUUCUUUACUUUCACCUACUUUGCAAGUGCCUUUUGCAGGAACUGGAGGGCUCAGAGAUUCCUUGCCCCGUCAUACACAGGAUGCAGAAAUUGAGUGCAAGUGCAAAAUACAAUUUUCACUUUAUGAAUCUGCAGAACAAUACUGACCCAAGAAGGGAGAAAAGGGAGGAGGAGUGGAGAUCAGUUUCAGAUUCCAUCAAGCACAACCAACUCCUCCCCUCUCAGCCACAUAUCUGCUGUAUCGCCACAUCCAGCCAGGGGCCUUCCUUAGUGUGCAAAACAGCUGAAAGCUACUUACCCCUCAGGAUGAGAUCAAGGCAGCUGGUGUGUGGGAUCUGGAGUCUGUGUUUCACAUUCUGCCUCUUCUGCAUCUUUCUUCACCAAACCACAGCAAAAAGAAAACUGAAGUUUGUGUCUGUAGUGUUUCACCACGGUGAUCAUACCCCACAGGAGUUUUUUCCAACUGACAAGCACAAAGAAAUUGCAAGGCAGCAUGGAUAUGGACAGCUUACCAAGUUUGGCAUACAGCAACAAUAUGAGCUUGGACAGUAUAUGCGGAGAAGAUACUCCUAUUUCCUGAGUGUUGUUUAUAAACAGACUGAGAUUUAUGCUCAGAGCACUGACUGUGAUCAAACACUUAUGAGUGCUCAGGCAACACUUGCUGGGCUGUAUCCACCAACACAAGGCCACAUUUGGAACCCCAGAAUCCUUUGGCAGCCAAUUCCAGUUCACACAGUGCCACUGUCACAUGAUAAUUUGCUGUAUGUACCUUUCUCACACUGCCCAAAAUACAAUGAGCUUCUUAGAGAAACCUUUGCAACAAGAGAUUUCCAAAAGCAGCUCAAGCAGUACAGGUCUUUUCUCAAGUUUUUAGCCUCUCACACUGGAUACCCACUGAAGAAAUUGAACAGUGAAAGAAUUUUGAGGAUCUCUGACACUUUACAAUAUGAGGAUAUUAACAAUUACACUUUACCUGCUUGGGCUUCUCAUGGCGUCAGGACCAAGCUGAUAAAGCUCUCAGAAUUGUUAUUAAAGGCGGAAUUUGGGUUCCACAAACAAAUACAAAAAUCACGUUUGCAGGGAGGUCUUCUUUUAAAAACUAUCCUAAAGCAUAUGUCAGAUGCUAGAAAGCCUUCACACCAUCAAAAAAUGAUUAUAUAUUCUGCGCAUAGAGCCACCAUUGUUGCCUUACAGAUGGCACUCGAUGUUUUCAAUGGGAAGUUGCCUCCUUACAGUGCUUGUCAUUUUUUUGAACUCUACCAGGAAAAAAAUGGCAGGCAAUACACCAUAGAAAUGUACUAUCGGAAUAAUACUUUGAGAGAUCCCCACCCUCUUACUCUCCCCGGCUGCAGUUUUCGCUGUCCACUGGAGAGAUUUACUCACUUGGUCUCCCCAGUCCUCGCACGACAUUGGACAAGAGAAUGUAGGAUAUAGGACAUAGAAUGAGGUGUUGCCUCCAGGAAAUUCAGCGUGAUUAGCUUUUGAAACAGGUCCUCCCACAGUGUGAUGUUACUACAGUCUGACAUUUCUCAUUAACUUCCAUCAGUAUGAACAACAGUCUCCUGAUCUCUAUCAGAAAAAAAACAUUCAUCAGUACAGCAAAGCAAAAUUACAGAAAGCAGUGACUUACUUCUCCUUAACAGUAGCUUUCUUUUAUCAAGUAUGAAACCCAAAUGUAUUGUGAAAAUUGAGUAUUUUUUCUAGGUUUAUUCAUUGCAAAGUGAUUUGAUAGGACUAAUUCAAGAACAUAAUUUCAGUUAUAGUGUUUUGAAGGGCUAUAGCCUUAACUUAGAGCAAAAUUGGAAAAUACCUCUGAAGGAGUGUUGUUCCCUUUUGAAGACUGGGACAACUUACAGAACUGGUGAGGGAGGCUGUGCUUCAAAAGGAGCCAGCAGCUGGGAAGUCAUGCCAGUUUCCUCAUACUUUAUUUUAUUCAAGAAAUAAUUAAGUAUUUUACACAAAUAGAUCUCAGCAGCUACAAAAAUAACAAUAAUGGCUGUUUACUUAGUGAAUACUUGUCUUUUCUCGUGUAUGGGGAGCAGGGUGAGUGUUUUUUUUUUCUUUGUCUACAUACACAAAUAUUACACCUGUAUGUAGAAGGAAGGUGAGAGUUAUGGAAAUAAUGGACCAUGGGGCUACUCCUAAAAGCAGCCUACAAACAAUCAGUCUGGCUGUCAUAAAGACCUGGCAGGCAAUUUGUUGACCCAACAGGGCUUUCACAUACUGAGUCAUUGUGUCUUUUCCCAAAAAGAUAGCAAGGCUAAGUGUCAACUUCGAAAGAAAAAUCAUUUGUGAUUUCAAAUAGCUUUACAAACGCCUUCCUUUUGUUCUGUUACCUUGAUAAUGUACUUUCUCUGAUAAUAUAAAGUUUGCGCUUCAGAGAAGUUUGUCACUCCAUGCUGUUCUUGACAUUAACAAAAAGAUCCUGCUGGCAACACAAAAGACUCCACAGCUUUGUGCUAGUUAAAACAUGCAGAAUGUGCUGGGCAAUACUUCACUAGUUUUAUUUUCUCAUACUGCUACUGCAAAAACAAUCUGUGGUAUUACUACAAACACUGGAUUGGAACCAUCAGAUACAACUAACUUUUGACAAUAGUGGACACUUCUUUGCUUGAAAAACUAGGGUUAUUUUUAAUUUCUUACAGAAGAUAUAUGAAGCUUUGUCAACAGCCUUAUUGCCCACAGGUCAUUUCAAAGAGAAAAAGAGUAACAAAUGAAAAUGAAAUACAAACAAUUUUGCCAUUCUUUUCCUUGGAUCUGACUUUAAAAAUGCAGGCUAAGUCUAAAAAAUGUAUGUUCUCUCUUAGAACUACAGCAUAAGCAGGUAACUGCUACUACCUAAGCUACAAAAGAAUAAUAAAUAAAUAAAUAAAUAAAUAAAUAAAUAAAUAAAAAGGUCUCUUUUUCCCUCUAACAAGAGUCUAAGUUUCAGAAUUCUCACUGUUAAAGCCCAUUCUCUGCUCAGCAGGGGCCAAGCAGCAAUUCCUGUGCUUUCUAAGCCUCCAUACGAAGCAGUUUAGGAAGAACGGUAGUUAGAUUUCAUAGCAAAGAAGUUCAAAAAUACAAAUAAAAAUAAAUGAUUGCCUCCAGUGAAAAAAUGCAGCCCCUUUCACACCCUCUUAGAUGUAGCAUCUAAACAAGGAUAAAAGCAUUUUGUAAGAACAGCCAGGUGUAGCUGCUUCCCAAUGCAAAGAAGAUCAAGUUUUGUUUUUUCCAUAUUACCUCAAUGUCCAUAAUAGACAUUGGCAGAGAGCCUUCCCAGAUCUGUCAGCUCUCACAUAAGAGUUAGUGUAAACUCUUUAAAAGAUUCUUUGCAAAGCCAUCACACCUGACCUAAGCUGACUAUCACACUUCUUUAACAACAACAAUAUUAAAAAAAGAGCAAGAGAAAAGCAAUUAGAGAGGAAAAUGUAAGAUUCCAUACUUACAAGAUCAUAGCCUUGGAUUCUGAAACCAAAUUUCUACUUCUGUGCACUCUCUCUUCUAUUCUGAACUUGUUCCUAUUUCCUCUUCUUUUUCUGAAGCUGUGUCCACUUGAGUUGUUUUCAGUGUUCUAUUUGCCAAAUAUUUUUAAGAGGAAGUUCCAGAACUGUAAAAGGGAACUCCUUCUUUUCCCAUCAAAGGCAAGGGUAACCUUUCUGCUGGCUUCCCAGAUCUGAACAAGCUCACACAGAGAAUGCAACACACACAGCCAAGACAUUCUUCAUUCUUCUCUUUAGCCUACAGUUCCUUCCUCAUCCAAAUCCACCUCUCGAAAUUUUCAGAACCAUGUAAAGACCUUGCUUCUGUCUCACAGUUUUGUCCUGGGAUGGGGAAUCAUGGAGCUGCGGCCUGGCUCCAGCAGUUCCCUUCAGCUACGGAUGUGCAUCCUAGCUAAUUCAGCUACUUGCAGAACUACAACAGAAGGUCCUCCUUUUCCAUUACAUCAUUGGACCAUGUUUUCUUCCCUGCUACAUGACCUUGAGCAUUCCAGUUUCUGUGGAGAAAAGUUAAAUUUCUAAAGUAUUUCCAGAUUAUUCUACUACCCAUACUCCUAUCCAACAGAAAGCCCAUCAUAAUCAUUCUUUAUAAUGCCUUUUUUCCUUAAGACUAUCACCGCAUAACACAGAAAGACUUUAUUUCCUGCUCACUGCAAGCAAAAAUUAAUGUCCAUGUUCAUGAAAGCUGAAAUACCAAGCCAAGAUCUUUUGCAUGAGCAUAUAUUGGAAGUAUUAGUAAAUGAAUUAUAUUAGAAGCAUUGCUUUGACUUCCUUUGGAAUGAGAAAAUACAGCUUAAAUCUGAGGUUACCCCAUUAAAUGAAUGAAUGACAUGACAACUGAAAAGCUUUAUUAUUCAAAAUUUUAUUUCCAGAAUCAUGAAAUAAAUAAAUGAAAGGACCUGAGAACAGA